Messenger RNA from Lynx canadensis (Canada lynx), 1002 nucleotides. Its product is annotated as zinc finger protein OZF-like. Gene Ontology annotation, biological process: regulation of transcription by RNA polymerase II. Lineage: Eukaryota; Metazoa; Chordata; Mammalia; Carnivora; Felidae. The record is from RefSeq and is a predicted model, not a curated record. Gene Ontology annotation, molecular function: RNA polymerase II cis-regulatory region sequence-specific DNA binding; DNA-binding transcription factor activity.
AUGGUUCCUCAGUCUCACCACUUGAAAGAAUUCCUCCCAGUACCAGAAACAUUUGGAAUAAAUCUAGGAAGAUUUCUAAAUAUCCUUUGUUACCUGCACAAGCCAGGAGAGCAUAACACUAGAGGAAAAUCUUACAAAUGUAAUGAAUGUGGGAAGACUUUUAGCAAAAGCUCAAACCUCAUGAGUCAUGAGAUCAUUCAUUCUGGACAGAGACCUUAUAAAUGUAAUGACUGUGGCAAAGCCUUUUCUGAGUGCUCACAUCUUAUUCGACAUAUGAAAAUCCAUACUGGAGAGAAACCUUACAGAUGUAAUGAAUGUGUCAAAUCCUUUAACAGGGUUUCGAGUCUCACCAGACAUCAGAGAGUCCAUACAGGAGAGAAACCAUAUAAAUGUAACAUAUGUGGCAAGGUCUGUAGUCAAAAUUCAAACCUUGCAAAUCAUCAGAAAGUGCAUACUGGAGAGAAACCUUACGAAUGUAAUGAAUGUGGAAAGCCUUUUUCUGAGCGUUCAAAUCUUACUCAACACAAGAAAAUCCAUACUGGAGAGAAACCUUACAAAUGUAAUGAGUGUGGCAAAGCUUUUAAACAUUCUAGCCUUAUAGAACAUCAGAGGAUUCAUACAGGAGAAAAACCGUAUAAAUGUAGUGAAUGUGAUAAAGCUUUUAUCAGACGUUCACACCUCUUGAGUCAUGAGAGAACUCAUACUGGAGAGAAACCUUACAAAUGUAGUGAGUGUGGCAAAGCCUUUGCUGAGCGCUCAAAUCUUACUCAACAUAAAAAAAUCCAUACUGGAGAGAAACCUUACAAAUGUAAUGAGUGUGGCAAAGCUUUUACCCAAUUUGCAAAGCUUAGUAGGCAUCGGAAAAUGCACACUGGAGAGAAGCCACACAAAUGUAAUGUGUGUGACAGCUUUACCCGAAAUUCAAGCCUUGUGGAACAUCAGCGAAUUCAUACAGGAGAAAACCUUAUGGCAGAUGUCAAGAAUGAUGACUCCAUUGUCUGA